This is a messenger RNA of Myxocyprinus asiaticus (Chinese sucker), 3585 nucleotides long. RefSeq names its product olfactomedin-like protein 2A. Gene Ontology annotation, biological process: signal transduction. Bases 54 to 1973 code for a protein of 639 amino acids. NCBI's taxonomy places the organism in Eukaryota, Metazoa, Chordata, Actinopteri, Cypriniformes, Catostomidae. The transcript is spliced from 8 exons. The record is from RefSeq and is a predicted model, not a curated record.
CAGCGCACAUCUCACAUUCACACACAGAGGAGCUAUAGUGAGAUACCGGCAAGAUGUGGAGGAUAGUGGCGUGUUUACUCAUGAUGUCCAGUCAUGUAUCAUCUCAUAACAAGAUCUUUGGGGAGGAACAAGUCCGAAUGACAUCAGAGGGCUCUGACUGCCGCUGUAAGUGUAUCAUGCGACCUUUGACUCGGGAUGCAUGUGCUCGCUUGCGAACAGGAAGUGUGCGUGUGGAGGAUUUUUACACGGUGGAGACGGUGAGUUCCGGAGCCGACUGUAAAUGUUCCUGCACGGCUCCACCCUCCUCGCUCAACCCCUGCGAGAACGAAUGGAAGAUGGAGAAACUUAAGAAACAGGCACCAGAACUGCUCAAGCUGCAGUCCAUGGUGGACCUUCUGGAGGGAACUCUCUUUAGUAUGGACCUGCUUAAAGUUCAUUCAUACAUUAACAAGGUGGUUUCACAAAUGAACAACCUGGAAGAGAUGAUUAAGAUGAAUCUCUCUCGGGAAAAUGACUUUGUGAGAGACAGUGUGGCGACUCUGACCAAUCAGCUUCGCCAGUACGAGAACCAUUCUGACAUCAUGAUGAGCAUAAAGAAGGAACUGUCCAAUCUGGGCCUUCAGUUGCUAAAAAAAGACUCCACCCCCUCGGGUCCUAACAACAAAGCACAGGAAACAAUAAGGACAAAUAUCAAAGAUGCUUCCAAGAUUCCAACAAAGAAACCAGAGAAAGUGAAGCCUCCACCUAAACCAGUGAAGGAAAAGCCAGCAAAACCAAAGAAAGAGACCACUAAACCCAGUAAACCAGAUCAAAUUGAACUGUCUGGUAAAACCAAACCAUCACAGAACCAGCCAGGAGUCAUCCGGGGCAUCACGUACUACAAAGUGACCAUAACUGAUGAGUCGGGCAAUCAAAAUAGCAGAGGUGAAGAAAAGCCUGAUGAAAUCGACACAUUGCUGGAGGUAGAGGAAAGUACCACACCUGUGGUGACCACAGCAACAGAGACUACCACGGCAACCGUACCCACAACAACAACAACCACUGCUGCCACAACAACAACAACCCAGAGCACAACAACUAGCAGAACAAUAUAUAGAGAGGAGAGACCGGCCCCAACUAUUGCACUAGUGCUGGAUAAUACAAGCAAUAACACAUACUUUGCAGUGAAAGAGCAGAGCUGUGAAGGGACACUGGCUUCAGUAGAUUUGCCGGUCAAACAGCACAGUUACGGCAGGAACGAGGGGGCGUGGAUGAAGGAUCCCAUCGCCAAGGAUUCCAAGAUUUAUGUCACCAACUAUUACUAUGGCAACAACCUUGUGGAAUUCCGGAACUUGGACAACUUCAAACAGGGUCGCUGGAGUAAUCUGUACAAACUCCCCUACAAUUGGAUAGGAACGGGUCAUGUUGUUUACAGAGGAGGGUUUUACUAUAACCGUGCCUUCACUAAGAACAUUAUUAAAUAUAAUCUCAAGCAACGAUACGUAGCAGCCUGGUCUCAACUGCAUGAUGUGGUCUACGAAGACACCACACCUUGGAAAUGGAAAGGCCAUUCUGAUAUUGACUUUGCUGUAGAUGAGAGCGGUCUUUGGGUCAUUUACCCAUCUGUUGACUAUGACUACAUUCAGGCUGAGGUCAUUGUAAUCAGUAAACUAGAUCCUAACGACCUGUCGGUCAAAAAAGAGACAACAUGGAGGACGAGACUGAGGCGAAAUUCGUUUGGGAACUGCUUCAUAGUAUGUGGUGUCCUAUACGCAGUGGACGUUUACAAUAAGAGGGAAGGGGAGAUUUCAUACGCAUACGAUACGCUUACAGGGGCCGAGGCAUCUCCACGGUUACCUUUUAUUAAUGAAUAUGGGUUAACGACACAAGUUGAUUAUAACCCUAAGGAGAAGGUUCUGUAUGCUUGGGACAAUGGGCACCAACUCACUUACAACAUCAAUUUCAUAGAGCAAGAAGAGAAAUUAACUUACUAAGAUGGCUGCUGGACUUUAAUUGCUAUCAAUCCAAUUUUACUCUGCGCUCCAAUGACACAAAAGCCACUUCUUAUGUAUUUGGUCAAGAAUGCCUCAUUGGUUCCUUUGACAAAGACCUUGAUCUAACAGCUCAUCGUGUCCUCAUGAGCACAAAGGUAUUACAUAACAUUCAGUAGUUGAGUGCUGCUCUAAAGUUCUAGAAUUCACUGCCAGUUCUAGAAUUCGAACAAAUGGAAUGCCCCUUUCACACAUUUUGAGUCAACAUUCCGCAAUGCAUUGAAAUCAGGCUACAGCAUUACCCCUGGUGCCAUGUUAAGGUCAACUGUUGUAACAUGACACUCAAAGUUUAAACAAUUUCAACUUUGCCCAUGUUUGUCACUGAACAUUCAAAGCACAGUCAAAACGCUAAAAGUUCAAACUGUUUAAAUUUUGACCCAAUUUGCAGCUGUCCUUUUCUAAAUGCAGCCAAGGAUUACCAGACAAUUCGCAUGACAUAUUAUGUCACAAUGUCAAAGGUAUAGCUUUUCAAACAUUGAGUUACUUGUUGAGUAGUGCGAUAAAUCCUUGAUGCGUUUUGUUUGAAAGGGGAUAAAAGACCCCAUGUAAUUGCUUACGGUCCAACAUAGUCUCAUGAAAACUUGUAAUAAUUUGUACAAGAUGGUGAAAUUGUAAGAUAUUGCAUGACUUGGCUUGUACAAAAAGGUAUGGCUUUUUUUUUCCCCCAACUAAAUUUCAAAUCAGUAUACAAAAAUAUAUAAUAUAAAUAUAUAUACAUUUUAGCUAGCCUUCUAUCCAACACUUUAUUUGAAGAUGGGAAACAUCAGUGGACAAAUUUGGUUUCUCAUUCCAUAUUUAUUUAUGCAAUACAAAUGACUGAGAGGUCUUUAUAACCUGUAGCACGCUUCCUUCGUAUCGUUCCAAACCCUAAUGUUUUCUUUCUUCAUGGAAACUGCAUCCUUGAGUUGCCCAAGCAGUUUAAGAGUUUUAUGACUGCUUCCUCUGAUGCACCUGCUCCCCUCUAGUAUCUCUGGAAAUAAAUAAAAGUUUGUUGUAAUCACUUACAAAGUCAUUUCAACCACAGCAAUAACAUAACACAAGUAUGCUUCAUGUACCUGAUAUAAACAUAACAAGCAUUCAAGACACACCUGCAGAAACAUUGUCUGUUUUCAUAUCAAAAAUGUUCCAGAACAUUGUUUUCUUGUAUUUCAGCCCAUAAAGCUUCAGUGGACUGGUAAAGCAUGACACCACAAAGGAGAAAGAAUGCUUUGUCUGCUAAUGAGAGGGCAUGAUUAUGUUUGGGAAGUCUGUGUAAUGACUGGGCAGAGUUAUGUAUAGAAUGUUUAUAACAAACAGUAAGGUUCAUGCAAGAAAAACCUCUGUAAUGCAUGGGUAGAGGUAAGUAUGUAACGUAUAAACAGUUCAACUGUGUUUAGAAUGUUGUUGUUAUUGCUAUAAAAUUGUUUUUUGUCUGUGUGCUCAAUGUAAAUAGCGGGAUAUUUUUAUUUUGUUUUGAGUAUUGGGUUUUAAAAAUACAAUCUUCCCAAGAGGAAGAGAUUUUUCAUACUCUGUUAAUGCAGCAUGUCUGAUUUUAAUAAACUUUAAUUUGAUUUGG